Messenger RNA from Ziziphus jujuba (common jujube), 3067 nucleotides. RefSeq names its product WEB family protein At5g55860. The record is from RefSeq and is a predicted model, not a curated record. Bases 915 to 2876 code for a protein of 653 amino acids. The transcript has 4 exons. Lineage: Eukaryota; Viridiplantae; Streptophyta; Magnoliopsida; Rosales; Rhamnaceae.
CAAGUCAGAGAGUAGGAUUGGACGGUGGUGUUUGCUUACGUGGCAAUAUCCACUCUAGGCCUAAUCCUCUGAAACCUCUCUUUCUUAGACCCCCAACGUGCAACUCCUUCACGGGCAUUGUACCUUUUGCGCGAUGUGAAUUUUAAUUGAAAAGUGGGACAUUUUGUUUCUUUAAAGUACAAUAAUUUGAUGCACAGGAAAGAAAUUCAAGAGAAACAUAUCCCAUAGAAUCUUUCUCUCGCUCUCUCUCUUCUCUCUCUCUCGCUUUCGUGAAACUCAGUCGCUGAUAAAAAAUUUGUCUCGAACAGCUUUCGAAUUUUCAAACAGCUCUCUCUAUCUCUCUCUCUGUCUCGCUGUCUCUCUCUCUCUCUAAUGUUCGGAACACGGUCCGAAACGUUUUCUAGAACUACAAGAAAACUCCAAAGGAGUCCGAGCUUUUUUUUUUUUUUUUUUUUUUGAACUUUCUGAAAUUCUGAGGAAGAAAUUUUGUGGGUCGGGAAAAAGCUUUUGAGUUUUCUUCUGGGGGAUUUUCGUGUUGCAAGAGUUUUUUUUUUUUUUUUUUUUUUCGUUGAUGGGUUUUUGGUUCGUGGGUUCGACAUGUUUGACGGGGUUUUGACCUUCCAAUAGCAUGGUGAUCCGUGAGGAUGAUCACAAAUAACUACCAUGUCACUGUUCGUAAUGGAGCCUUGGUUUUGAGCGUUCUGUUUUGUUUCUAGGGUUCGCUGUGUGUGUGUGCACGCUUUUUCAUGUGAGUUUGAUUAGGGUUUCUGGCUAGGAUUUGGAUUUGAAUUUGAAUUUGAAUUCCAUAAGAACUGGAAGGUUUCAGUUUUGGAGGAGUGGUUGAAUAGUGAUUGGCCCCAUUUGCUCCAAGAAUACGAAAAGCAUAAGAACCAUAUAACAAAUAGAAAGCAAGGAUGGGUGCUAAAACUCGUCAAAAUGCUAUGGAGUCUCCUAAUCCUAAAGUGGAGGUGGGAGAAAUAGACACGAGUGCCCCUUUCCAAUCUGUUAAAGAUGCAGUCACCCUAUUUGGUGAGGGUGCAUUCUCUGGGGAGAAACCUGCCAUUAAGAAGGCAAAACCUCAUUCUGCAGAGAGAGUAUUGGCCAAGGAGACGCAGCUUCAUCUGGCCCAGAAAGAACUGAACAAGUUGAAGGAACAGAUAAAGAGUGCUGAAACCACCAAAGCCCAGGCAAUUGUUGAGCUUGAAAAGGCUAAAAUAACUGUUGAGGAUCUAAGCCACAAGUUGAAAUCUCUUGGUGAAUCCAAGGACUUAGCAAUCAAGGCAACUGAGACUGCAAAAAACCAGGCAAAGCAGCUUGAAGAUUCCAACUCUGGUAACCUUGGUGGAAUUAAUGAUGAGUGGAAACAGGACUUGGAAACAGCAAGAGCACAGUACAUGACAGUAAUUACUGAACUUGAUGCUGCGAAGCAAGAAUUGAGGAAAAUCCGCCAAGACUAUGAUCUGUCCACUGAAGCAAAAUUGUCUGCCUACAAGCAGGAAGCAGAAGCUAAAGAUGCUGCAAAAGCAAAUUCAGAAAGGGUUAAUGAACUGUCUAGGGAAAUUUCAGCAGUGCAGGAAUCAAUCAAACAGGUUAAGCUUGCAUCUUUGCAAGCCCAGCAAGAACAAGCAAAAAUUUUUUCUGAAAAGGAUGUCCAGAGGCAGACAUAUAAAGCUACCCUGGAGCAGUCAGUAAAAAAACUGCUUGCACUGAAGGAAGAUAUGAAUCCAGAACUAUCUAAAACUAUUGAAACACAACUUGCUGAAACAAUGAAUGAGAUUGAGUCUCUUCAAAAGCAAAUGGAGAAUACCAAGGCGUCAGAUUUAGAUUCAGUGAGAACUGUUACUUCGGAGCUGGAUGAUGCAAAGGAAUCACUACAUAAAGUAGCAGAAGAGGAAAACUCCCUUAGAAGCUUAGUCGAAACUCUGAAGUUGGAACUGGAGAAUGUGAAGAAAGAGCAUUCUGAAUUGAAGGAAAAAGAAGCAGAAACAGAAUCCAUUGCUGGGAACUUGCAUGUUAAGCUUCGGAAAAGUAAGGCCGAGCUUGAAGCAUGUCUUGCAGAAGAGUCUAAAGCAAGAGGUGCAUCCGAUGAAAUGAUUUCAACACUGAACCAGCUAUUUCAGGAAACUGAAGAUGCACGUCAAGAAGCAGAAGAAAUGAAGAGUAAAGCAGAGGUGUUGAAAAAGGAAAUUGAAGCCACCAAAAUCGCGGUAAAAGAAGCAGAGGAGAAGCUCAGAGUUGCUCUGCAAGAAGCUGAGGAAGCUAAAGCAGCGGAAGAAAAGGCUCUUGAUCAGAUUAAGUUAUUAUCUGAGAGAACCAAUGCUGCACGAGCCUCAACUUCAGAGUCUGGUGCCAAGAUUACAAUAUCGAGGGAGGAGUUUGAGUCUUUGAGCCGCAAAGUUGAGGAGUCUGACACAUUAACUGAAAUGAAAGUGGCUGCCGCUAUUGCCCAGGUGGAAGCUGUGAAGGCUAGUGAAAAUGAGGCAUUGAAAAGGUUAGAGGCAAACUUGAAGGAGAUCGAGGAUAUGAAAGCUGCAACAAAUGAUGCUUUGAAGAGGGCAGAAAUGGCAGAAGCAGCCAAGAGGGCUGUGGAGGGAGAACUCCGGAGGUGGCGUGAACGAGAGCAGAAGAAGGCAGCUGAGGCAGCAUCUCGGAUAUUAGCAGAAACAGAGAUGUCAGUAGAAUCGUCCCCACGACGAUAUAGAAUUCAAAAACAGGAACCUGCAACCAAAGUUAUAGAUGCCAGGAAGUUGGAGAAUGAGAAAACCUCAGCCUCAAAAAAAGUGCUUUUGCCUAAUAUCAGCGGCAUUUUUAAUAGAAGAAAGAAUCAGAUUGAGGGUGGGUCUCCUUCUUAUCUCCCUGGUGAGAAGCCCCUGUGAUAUUUGUCUUUGGCCUGAUCUUUAUUGAGAUUAUUGAAUGGUUGAGAGAGAAACCAAAAUGUUUGUUUGUAAAAUUCUAUUAUCUGUCGACGUUUGGAGGAGAUGAAAAAUGUAGGUGUCAAAAGAUGAAGCUUAGUGUGAUUUUGUAUAUGAGAACAAUGUUUUUCAAGAACCAUUUUUUUUUUUUUUUU